Molecule: messenger RNA, 12063 nt
Organism: Dicentrarchus labrax (European seabass)
Lineage: Eukaryota; Metazoa; Chordata; Actinopteri; Moronidae
Product: mucin-2
Exons: 52
Coding region: 34-11904 (3956 amino acids)
Cellular component (GO): extracellular matrix
Molecular function (GO): protein binding
Source: RefSeq, a predicted model, not a curated record
UCUUCUCAUAGUGGCUCAGUCCUCAGGACCAACAUGGGGACCGCAGGACUCCAAUCCACGUUAUGGCUCUGCUACCUGACACUGCUGGUCGGCUCACUCACUCAAACCGUAACCAUCGCUCCGUCUCUAAACACACUGAGUGUGAAUUCAGCUAACGCAUCUCACCUCGGCCGAGUGUGCACGACUUGGGGAAACUAUCACUGGAAGACCUUCGAUGGAAAUUUCUUCCAGAUGCCCUCCACCUGCAACCAUGUGGUGACCUCACAGUGCAAGAGCAACUAUGAAAAUUUCAACAUCCAGAUGAGGCGCACCACAGUCAAUGAUACCACCACCAUCAGCAACAUCAUCAUGAAGCUGGAAGGUUCUGUGGUGGAGCUCUCCAAAAGCUCAGUGAUUGUCAAUGGCAAGACGGCGUCUCUGCCAUUUGUCAUAUUCGGGGUGACUAUCAAGGGAACCGCAUCUAGCAUCAUGGUGGAUGCUAAGCUGGGCAUUAAAGCUAUCUGGAACCUGGAUGACUCCCUGGAUAUUGAACUCGAUAUCAAAUACCAGGGCCUGACAUGUGGACUCUGUGGAGAUUUUGACGGCAUAGCCAAUGAUUUAACGAGUGAGGGAGCGCCGCUGUCUGUGGAGAACUAUGGUGAAAUGUACAAGGUGAACGGGCCGACAGAGAGCUGUGAGGAGCCUGAGCUCAACCCGGUCUUAAGCUGCGGCAAUGAGGAUUUCUGUGACCAGAUUUUCUCCAGUGAUCCAUUCAGCAGUUGCCAAAACCGGCUGGAUGAGGAAUCCUUCAGUAACGCCUGUAUGGUUGACAUGUGCAACACCAAAAACAACACUGACUCCAUCCUCUGCAAAACCAUCUCAGAGUUCUCCAGACAGUGUGUCCAUGCGGGAGGCCAGCCCAAGCAAUGGAGGAAUAAAACGCUUUGCUAUAAGGAGUGUCCCUACAACAUGGAGUUCUUUGAGUGCAGCAGUUCAUGUCCUGACAGCUGCUCCACCCCUCAUGCCAGCCAGACAUGUGACAACCACUGUUACGACAGCUGCAGCUGCCCUGCAGGAACGGUCUUUGAUGACAUCAAUAAAAGUGGCUGUGUUGCAGUGGAUCAGUGUCCAUGUCUGCACAACAACAAAGUAUACACACCAGGAGAGUCUUACUCUCUCAACUGUAGAUCCUGUGUGUGCCAGAGUGGCCGGUGGACGUGUACAGAGGAGAACUGUCCAGGGACCUGCUCUGUGGAGGGAGGAGCUCACAUCAACACCUUCGACGGAAAAGUCUACACCUUCCACGGGGACUGCUCCUACGUUCUGGCUAAGCAAAAUAAUGGCUCCUUAUACACUGUGCUGGCUGACCUGGUCAAGUGUGGUCUGGGUGACAGUAGGACCUGCCUCAGAGCUGUAACUCUGGCCUUAUACAGCAACUCUGUGGUUGUUAAAAUUCAGGCAUCCGGCCAGGUCUAUGUGAACCAGAUUCUUUCUCAGCUUCCGCUGUUUACACCGGAGAUCAGUGCUUUUAAGCCAUCAUCCUUCUACAUCUUCAUCAGCGUCAAGGUGGGCUUAAAAGUGAUGGUCCAGCUGUCCCCUAUGAUGCAGGUCUUCAUUUUAGCUGACACUUCACUCAGAGGAACCACUUCUGGUUUGUGUGGAAACUUCAACAACAUAAUGACUGAUGACUUCAGGGUGAUGAGCGGGCUGGUGGAGGGCACCGCUACAGCGUUCGCCAACACAUGGAAAACCAGAGCCAGCUGCCCUGACAUCACAACACGCUUUGGGCACCCCUGUAGCCAGGGCAUCAGCAAGGAGAGCUACGCCCAGUACUGGUGCUCCAAACUAACAGAUCCCAAGGGAGUGUUUGCUCAAUGCCACGCUGUCAUUAGCCCCAGCGUAUACAAAGAUAACUGCUUGUAUGACACCUGUAACUGUGAGAAAAGUGAGGACUGCAUGUGUGCCGCAGUCUCCUCAUAUGUCUACGCCUGCUCAGCGGCAGGAAUCUAUCUCACUGGCUGGAGGGAGACCGUCUGCGGCAAGUUCAGUGAAUCAUGUCCAGCGGAGACAGUGUACGACUACGACAUGACCUCCUGCGGUCGUACCUGCCGCUCCCUCAGCCAGGUUGACUACUCCUGCCAGACCAACUUCACCACAGUGGACGGCUGCGGCUGUGCCAAAGGAACCUACAUGAAUGAGGAGGGGAAGUGUGUGUUCAGUGCAAGCUGUCCCUGCUAUGAUAAAGACACCAUAAUUCCUCCUGGAGAGGCUAUCAGCAAAGACGGCAGCACAUGUAUCUGCAGACAAGGCACUCUCAGCUGCUCAGGAUUGCAACAAACAGAACCUUCAUUAUCCUGCAUUCCCCCCAUGGUUUACUUCGACUGCUCCACUGCUCUACCCGGUACCACUGGAACCGAGUGUCAGAAGAGCUGUAGCACAAUUGACAUGGCCUGUAUCAGCACAGGCUGUACAUCGGGCUGCAUGUGCCCUCAAGGCCUGGUGUCAGAUGGAACAGGAGGCUGCAUCAACGAGACCAGCUGUCCAUGUCUGCACAAUGGACAUGUCUACCAGUCUGGACAGACACUGGUUGUGGGCUGCAACACCUGCUACUGCAGUGGAAGGAAGUUCACAUGUACCACCAAUGUGUGUGAUGAAGUUUGCGCGAUCUAUGGUGACGGUCACUACAUCACAUUUGAUGAUAAGCGGUUUGACUUCAGUGGACAGUGUGAAUACACACUCCUACAGGACUUCUGUGGCACCGAUCAGAGCAAAGGAACCUUCAGAAUUAUCACUGAGAAUGUCCCAUGUGGAACCACUGGGACCACCUGCUCCAAGACCAUCAAGAUCUUCCUGGGGGAUAAUGAAUUCCAACUUAAAGAUGAGAACUUCCACGUGGUAAAGGGCAGCAGCCAGGUGUUGCCUUCUCAGGUGCACAAGAUGGGUAUUUACCUGGUGGUGAUUAUCAAGCCGGGACUUGUGCUCAUGUGGGACCAGAAGACCAGUCUUUUCAUUAAACUCAGCCCGCUGUUCCAGAGUCAAGUCUGUGGUCUGUGUGGAAACUACGACGGCAACAGUAAAAAUGACUUCACCACACGCUCUCAGGAGACUGUGGCAGACGUUCUAGAAUUUGGUAACAGCUGGAAGGUUUCGUCCAGCUGCCCAAACGCCGAACUCAUCACCGAUCCCUGUUCCUCCAACCGCUACCGGGCAGCCUGGUCCCAGAAACAGUGUAGCAUCAUCACCAGUGCAACCUUCCAGAGCUGUCAUUCACAGGUUGAUCCUGGUCCAUACUUUGAUUCUUGUGUGAGAGACUCUUGUGCUUGUGACACUGGUGGGGACUGUGAGUGUCUCUGCACUGCUGUGGCUGCCUAUGCCAAAGCUUGUAAUGAAGCUGGGGCCUGCAUUAAAUGGAGAACUCCAAAGAUGUGCCCUAUUUUCUGUGACUACUAUAAUGCCCCUGAUGGCUGUGAGUGGCACUACAAGCCUUGUGGAGCUGACUGCAUGAAGACAUGUAGGAAUCCAUCAGGAAACUGUUCCAACCUCAUUACCGCCGUGGAAGGCUGCUAUCCACAGUGUCCCCCAACCAAGCCCUACUUUAAUGAAGACACCAUGAAGUGCGUUGCCCGGAACCAAUGUGGCUGCUAUGAUGACAAAGGCACGCAUUACGGCAUCGGGGAUAAGGCUCCAUCGGACAACUGUUACUCUUGCUCCUGUACAAUCUCAGGAAUAGAAUGCAGCUACAACGUGAACACUUGCACAUGCUUCGUUAACGGAAAGACCUACGAGUAUGGUGAAUCCAUUUACAACACAACAGAUGGUCUGGGAAGUUGCAUCACAGCUGAGUGUGGGGCCAAUGGGACCGUAAUCAGGACCACGUACCCAUGCGUAACUACAACCACCCUUGGCCCUACAACAACCCCGUUUACAUUCAGCACAGUUGGAAAAACCACUUCAGAACCAACAACAUUGCCAACAACAACAGAAAGGAUUGAGACAACAACAUCACAGGAAGUCACAACUAGUCCAGUAACGAUUUCUACCACAUCUGUUGAAACAACAACCUCAAGGCUAAGUGUCACAACAAGCCCACAAAUAACAUUUGUAACAUCAAAACCAUUUGUUACUGGUACGACCACGACAGUACCUCUGACAACAACAACUAAAGGGACAACAGAAAAACCUGUGGAAACCACCACAUCAGAAGAGACAACUGUAACGAUUUCAACAACAAAACCACCUACAGUAGUCACCACUGGCCCAGUUACGACCUCUACAACAGUUGUUGUUGAAACUACGACCCCAGUGCCAGUAAUCACAACGACAGGUCCAGAAACAACCGUUGUAACAUCAGCACCAUCUGUAAGUACCACAACAACUAAAGUACAACCAACAACAACUAAGGGGACAACAGCAAAACCUGUGGAAACCACCACAUCAGAAGAGACAACUGUAACGAUUUCCACAACAAAACCACCUACAGUAGUCACCACUGGCCCAGUUACGACCUCUACAACAGUUGUUGUUGAAACUACGACCCCAGUGCCAGUAAUCACAACGACAGGUCCAGAAACAACCGUUGUAACAUCAGCACCAUCUGUAAGUACCACAACAACUAAAGUACAACCAACAACAACUAAGGGAACAACAGCAAAACCUGUGGAAACCACCACAUCAGAAGAGACAACUGUAACGAUUUCAACAACAAAACCACCUACAGUAGUCACCACUGGCCCAGUUACGACCUCUACAACAGUUGUUGUUGAAACUACGACCCCAGUGCCAGUAAUCACAACGACAGGCCCAGAAACAACUGUUGUAACAUCAGCACCAUCUGUAAGUACCACAACAACUAAAGUACAACCAACAACAACUAAGGGGACAACAGCAAAACCUGUGGAAACCACCACAUCAGAAGAGACAACCGUAACGAUUUCAACAACAAAACCACCUACAGUAGUCACCACUGGCCCAGUUACGACCUCUACAACAGUUGUUGUUGAAACUACGACCCCAGUGCCAGUAAUCACAACGACAGGCCCAGAAACAACUGUUGUAACAUCAGCACCAUCUGUAAGUACCACAACAACUAAAGUACAACCAACAACAACUAAGGGAACAACAGCAAAACCUGUGGAAACCACCACAUCAGAAGAGACAACUGUAACGAUUUCAACAACAAAACCACCUACAGUAGUCACCACUGGCCCAGUUACGACCUCUACAACAGUUGUUGUUGAAACUACGACCCCAGUGCCAGUAAUCACAACGACAGGCCCAGAAACAACUGUUGUAACAUCAGCACCAUCUGUAAGUACCACAACAACUAAAGUAAAACCAACAACAACUAAGGGGACAACAGCAAAACCUGUGGAAACCACCACAUCAGAAGAGACAACCGUAACGAUUUCAACAACAAAACCACCUACAGUAGUCACCACUGGCCCAGUUACGACCUCUACAACAGUUGUUGUUGAAACUACAACCCCAGUGCCAGUAGUCACAACGACAGGCCCAGAAACAACCGUUGUAACAUCAGCACCAUCUGUAAGUACCACAACUACUAAAGUACAACCAACAACAACUAAGGGGACAACAGCAAAACCUGUGGAAACCACCACAUCAGAAGAGACAACUGUAACGAUUUCCACAACAAAACCACCUACAGUAGUCACCACUGGCCCAGUUACGACCUCUACAACAGUUGUUGUUGAAACUACGACCCCAGUGCCAGUAAUCACAACGACAGGUCCAGAAACAACCGUUGUAACAUCAGCACCAUCUGUAAGUACCACAACAACUAAAGUACAACCAACAACAACUAAGGGAACAACAGCAAAACCUGUGGAAACCACCACAUCAGAAGAGACAACUGUAACGAUUUCAACAACAAAACCACCUACAGUAGUCACCACUGGCCCAGUUACGACCUCUACAACAGUUGUUGUUGAAACUACGACCCCAGUGCCAGUAAUCACAACGACAGGCCCAGAAACAACUGUUGUAACAUCAGCACCAUCUGUAAGUACCACAACUACUAAAGUACAACCAACAACAACUAAGGGAACAACAGCAAAACCUGUGGAAACCACCACAUCAGAAGAGACAACUGUAACGAUUUCAACAACAAAACCACCUACAGUAGUCACCACUGGCCCAGUUACGACCUCUACAACAGUUGUUGUUGAAACUACGACCCCAGUGCCAGUAAUCACAACGACAGGUCCAGAAACAACCGUUGUAACAUCAGCACCAUCUGUAAGUACCACAACAACUAAAGUACAACCAACAACAACUAAGGGGACUACAGCAAAACCUGUGGAAACCACCACAUCAGAAGAGACAACUGUAACGAUUUCAACAACAAAACCACCUACAGUAGUCACCACUGGCCCAGUUACGACCUCUACAACAGUUGUUGUUGAAACUACGACCCCAGUGCCAGUAAUCACAACGACAGGCCCAGAAACAACCGUUGUAACAUCUGCACCAUCUGUAAGUACCACAACAACGAAAGUACAACCAACAACAACUAAGGGAACUACAGCAAAACCUGUGGAAACCACCACAUCAGAAGAGACAACAGUAACGAUUUCAACAACAAAACCACCUACAGUAGUCACCACUGGCCCACUUACAACCUCUACAACAGUUGUUGUUGAAACUACGACCCCAGUGCCAGUAAUCACAACGACAGGCCCAGAAACAACCGUUGUAACAUCUGCACCAUCUGUAAGUACCACAACAACUAAAGUACAACCAACAACAACUAAGGGGACUACAGCAAAACCUGUGGAAACCACCACAUCAGAAGAGACAACUGUAACGAUUUCCACAACAAAACCACCUACAGUAGUCACCACUGGCCCAGUUACGACCUCUACAACAGUUGUUGAAACUACGACCCCAGUGCCAGUAAUCACAACGACAGGCCCAGAAACAACCGUUGUAACAUCAGCACCAUCUGUAAGUACCACAACUACUAAAGUACAACCAACAACAACUAAGGGGACUACAGCAAAACCUGUGGAAACCACCACAUCAGAAGAGACAACUGUAACGAUUUCAACAACAAAACCACCUACAGUAGUCACCACUGGCCCAGUUACAACCUCUACAACCGCUGUUGUUGAAACUACAACCCCAGUGCCAGUAGUCACAACGACAGGCCCAGAAACAACCGUUGUAACAUCAGCACCAUCUGUAAGUACCACAACUACUAAAGUACAACCAACAACAACUAAGGGGACAACAGCAAAACCUGUGGAAACCACCACAUCAGAAGAGACAACUGUAACGAUUUCCACAACAAAACCACCUACAGUAGUCACCACUGGCCCAGUUACGACCUCUACAACAGUUGUUGUUGAAACUACGACCCCAGUGCCAGUAAUCACAACGACAGGUCUAGAAACAACCGUUAUAACAUCAGCACCAUCUGUAAGUACUACGACAACUAAAGUACAACCAACAACAACUAAGGGAACAACAGCAAAACCUGUGGAAACCACCACAUCAGAAGAGACAACUGUAACGAUUUCAACAACAAAACCACCUACAGUAGUCACCACUGGCCCAGUUACGACCUCUACAACAGUUGUUGUUGAAACUACGACCCCAGUGCCAGUAAUCACAACGACAGGCCCAGAAACAACCGUUGUAACAUCAGCACCAUCUGUAAGUACCACAACUACUAAAGUACAACCAACAACAACUAAGGGGACAACAGCAAAACCUGUGGAAACCACCACAUCAGAAGAGACAACUGUAACGAUUUCAACAACAAAACCACCUACAGUAGUCACCACUGGCCCAGUUACAACCUCUACAACAGUUGUUGUUGAAAGUACAACCCCAGUGCCAGUAAUCACAACGACAAGUACCAAAACAACAGUUGAAAUUGCCACAGGAAAGCCACUAACCACUAUAACUCCAAAUAUAAAUUCUGUUGUGACUUUGACUACAAGAACAACAGGCACUGCUAAGACUUCUAUUGGCCCAACAACACAGACACUUCCAGGCAGCACAACUGUUUACACAACUGGUGUAACCAAUACCGGACCAGUCACAACUACUAAAGUACAACCAACAACAACUAAGGGGACUACAGCAAAACCUGUGGAAACCACCACAUCAGAAGAGACAACAGUAACAAUUUCAACAACAAAACCACCUACAGUAGUCACCACUGGCCCAGUUACGACCUCUACAACAGUUGUUGUUGAAACUACGACCCCAGUGCCAGUAAUCACAACGACAGGCCCAGAAACAACCGUUGUAACAUCAGCACCAUCUGUAAGUACCACAACUACUAAAGUACAACCAACAACAACUAAGGGGACUACAGCCAAACCUGUGGAAACCACCACAUCAGAAGAGACAACAGUAACAAUUUCAACAACAAAAUCACCUACAGUAGUCACCACUGGCCCAGUUACAACCUCUACAACAGUUGUUGUUGAAACUACGACCCCAGUGCCAGUAGUCACAACGACAGGCCCAGAAACAACCGUUGUAACAUCAGCACCAUCUGUAAGUACCACAACUACUAAAGUACAACCAACAACAACUAAGGGAACAACAGCAAAACCUGUGGAAACCACCACAUCAGAAGAGACAACUGUAACGAUUUCAACAACAAAACCACCUACAGUAGUCACCACUGGCCCAGUUACAACCUUUACUUUGACCACAGGAACAACAGGUACUGCUACGACUUCUAUUGGCCCCAUAACACAGACACUUCCAGGCAGCACAACUGUUUACACAACUGGUGUAACCACUACCGGACCAGUCAGAACCACAGUUGUUCCCACAGUGUCACUGUUUACCACAACUUCAUCCGUGUGCCUCUGUACAGUUAAUCAAACAUCACAUCGUCCUGGGGAUAUGGUGUACAAUGUCACUGAUGGUUUAGGGUGGUGUUACGUUGCAUAUUGCAAUGCAUCUUGUAAAGUUGAGGUACACUCCAGUCCAUGUCCCACAACACCGAUACCCAGCACAACAACAAGUUCUACCACUGCGGUGUUCAGCACCACUACAAAGCCUAAAGUUUCAACCUCAGUUCCUCCUGUCACACCUAUUUCUACAUCUACUUCCACAUCAACAACCCCAACUACAACUACCCUGGACUGCAGUGACGUGAAUCCACCAAGGAAGAAUGGAGAAUCCUGGAAGACGGACAACUGCACCACUGCGACUUGCACCAAUGGCAUUGUCACAACGAAAUCUUGUCCCACAGUACAGCAACCCAUCUGUGCCAAUGGACGCAAAGUUGUCAAGGUCUACGAUGAUGACGGAUGUUGCUUCCACUAUGACUGUCAAUGUGUGUGCAGUGGAAUCGAUGGAUCACACUACAUAACAUUUGAUGGAAAAACAUACAGUUUCAGCAAGAACUGCUCUUACUACCUGGUCAAAGAGAUUAUUACUAAAUACAACCUGACUAUCAUAGUAAACAAACAUGACUGUGAUUCUUUAGGCACAUUCUGCCCCCAGGCCCUCAUUGUCACAUACAAAUCCUACAAGAUAGUUCUGACUCAGUUGAUGAUUUCGGGAAAUGCAACUAAUGUGGUAUAUGUGAAUCAAAACCGCAUCUAUCCCGCCUACAGCAAUUCUGACCUGAGCCUCACCAGCACAGAUAUGUUGAUCAGAUUGGAGAUACCAGAGAUCAGUACUACAGUGGUCUAUAGGGGCACCUCAUUCAGCAUUGACCUUCCUAACUCCCUCUUUGGUGGGAACACUGAGGGACAGUGUGGAACCUGUGACAACUCUCAGCCCAACGACUGCCGUUCUCCAAACGGCCAGGUGGAAAGCUGUGCAGACUCUGCAGGCCAGUGGCAUGUCCCAGGUACACCCUGUGUCACCCCCACAUUCCCACCAACUAGUACGCUAGGACCCAGUACCACCUCAAAACAACCAUACACAACAACCCCGCCCAUUUGCGAACCUGCCAUCUGUAAUCUCCUAACCAGCAGUGUAUUUGUCCCAUGCCACUCAAUCAUACCUCCGGAACCCUUUGUGAAAUCCUGUGCACACAACAUUUGCAAUGGCGGCAAUAACACUUGCUCCAGCCUGGAGGCCUACGCCACCGAGUGCUCUAACGCAGGAGUCUGUAUUGACUGGAGGAAUUCCACCAAUGGGCAAUGUGAGCACAUUUGUCCAAGCGACAAAGUGUACAUGGCCUGUGGCCCCUCUGUAGAGCCGACAUGCAAUGACAGAUACAACAAGAAGUUCCAGGCUGAUAGCGGUGCAUCCACUAACAACACUAAGGAGGGUUGCUUCUGUCCUCAAGGCUCCACCUUAUUCAACACCGUCUAUGACACGUGUGUCACCUCUUGCGAUUGUGUCGGACCUGAUGGGAAACCCAAACAGCCUGGUGACACAUGGACGAGUGGCUGCGACGAGUGCUUGUGUGACAAGGAUUCCAUGAGCAUCCGGUGUGAGCCUGUUGUGUGCCCACCGGUACAGAGCCCCAACUGCAGCGAGUCUGGCCAGCAGCUGGUCAACAAGACAGACGGCUGCUGCACAACAUCGUCAUGUGAAUGCAAUGUAACCCUGUGUCCCCCUCCUAAGACCUGCCCGGUGGGCUACGAACACAACAUCACGUAUGGCAUCUGCUGCCAGUCCUACACGUGUGUUCGUAAAGAUGUAUGUGUCUAUGACAUGAAAGAGUACAAGAUUGGUGCCAAGAUACCAACAUCACAAACAACAUCAGAACCACCAUUAGAAGAACCAGAAAUAUCAUUAAGAACAACAGCAGCACCAUCAGGAGCGGGACAACCAUCAGGAACAACAACAGCAUCAUCAGGAGCGGGACAACCAUCAGGAACAACAACAGCAUCAUCAGGAGCGGGACAACCAUCAGGAACAACAGCAGCAUCAUCAGGAGCGGGACAACCAUCAGGAACAACAACAGCAUCAUCAGGAGCGGGACAACCAUCAGGAACAACAACAGCAUCAUCAGGAGCGGGACAACCAUCAGGAACAGUAACAGCACCAUCAGGAGCGGGACAACCAUCAGGAGCGGGACAACCAUCAGGAACAACAACAGCUCCAUCAGGAGCGGGACAACCAUCAGGAACAACAACAGCACCAUCAGGAGCGGGACAACCAUCAGGAACAACAGCAGCACCAUCAGGAGCGGCACAACCAUCAGGAACAACAACAGCGCCAUCAGGAGCGGGACAACCAUCAGGAACAACAACAUCGCUAUCAGGAGCGGAGUCUUUUCAACCGGGGCCCUGCCAAGAGUGUUAUUGUGGCCCCAAAACUGAUGUCGUUACCAAGCUGCCCAUCAUUGUCUGCAAGCCCAUCGUCUGCAACACAAACUGCAACGAAGGUUAUGAAUAUCAGACUGUAGCUGGCAAGUGCUGCGGGACCUGUGUUCAGAACAAAUGUAUUUUCAGCGCACCUGACAACGCAACGCACAUCAUGGAGGUCAACACCACUUAUGUACUGCCGAGUGACAAGUGUGUGCAGUAUACCUGUGAGGAGAUCAAUGGACAGUAUGUUACCAAGGAGACCAAGACCACGUGUCCCCACUACCGUCCUGAGGACUGUGAACCUGGCACCGAGACAACUGACGCUAAUGGAUGCUGCAAAUCCUGCAAGAUACGGAACAUCUGUGAGGUCAAGAGUAAGCAGACGGUCAUCGAGGUGAACGGCUGUACGAGCGUGCAGUCCGUCAACCUGACGUUCUGUGACGGACAGUGCGGAAGCUCGUCCAUGUAUUCUGCAGCAGCUAACAUGAUGAUGCACCAGUGUGAGUGUUGCCAAGAGGCCACCACCAGUCAGAAGCAGGUGCAGCUGUCCUGCGCCGAUGGCUCCAAGGUCCAGCACAGCUACACCAUGGUGGAGACGUGCAGCUGCAACAAAGCAGAGUGUGUGGGGGGGACAACGUCCAAACCACAGCGCCGCAGGAGACGCUGAUUGACUACUUAGUGUUUGACACUGGACUGAAACCUUACAAACACUUAACCUUUUCAACCUUCUUAUUCUCAGAUUUUAUUAUUUAUAGCCCAACAUGAAACCUUUCUUCUACUUUAAAUUUCUUUGAUAAUUAUUAAAAUGAUAUCUCUGCAAUACGAA